Messenger RNA from Capsaspora owczarzaki ATCC 30864, 2928 nucleotides. RefSeq lists its product as hypothetical. The record is from RefSeq and is a predicted model, not a curated record. The transcript is spliced from 11 exons. The coding region runs from base 1 to 2928 and encodes 975 amino acids. Lineage: Eukaryota; Filasterea; Ministeriida; Capsasporidae.
AUGAGUUCGGCCGGUUCUUCAAAGCGUCAAGCAGAGGACCCUUCCGAAGGUCAAUCCAAGCGUGCCAGAACCGAGGACAACGACAAAUCCGAAACUACCAACGAUGUGGCUCCAAUGGACACCUCCAAUGCUACCUCGGGUGCAAGCAGCAGCAGCAGCAGCAGCAGCAGCAGCAGCAGCAGCAGCAGCAGCAGCAGCAGCCGGGCAGCACCCCUCUCAGAGGCUGAGAUGAUCGAGAGGCUACCCGAGCGUCUCCGCGAGCCUUUCGACGUCAAAUGGACAACUCCUGGCCUCCGCAACUACCUGCUCCAGCAACUGUCCACUCCAUCAGUUGGGCUGAUGCUUCGUAAAUCAUCUACAAUUAAUGCAUUUCAAGACGAGCUCCGAGAGUUCAUCGCCUUCGGUCCCGAUAAGAUUGUCGAACAGCUCGAGCUUCGUACUGAACAGCUCAAGCUUCGUACUGAACAGCUCAAGCUUCGUACUGAACAGCUCAAGCUUCGUACUGAACAGCUCAAGCUUCGAACUAAGUCUUUGCAGGCGUUGGUGCGAAAGGACGACGACGACGACGACUUUGAGAGCACACCACACUCUCUCGUGCUUGGAUGGAUUAAGGACUGGUCCAAAUUGCAAGUUAUGCUGAAAAACACACCGGCUCUCAUCCGCGCUUCACUUGCGGGUCUACUUGAACUCAAACUGAAGAAGGAGCAAGUGGAUCAGUUCGAGUACCCUCUCGUCGACUUGCAAGUGGCAACUACUGCAAUUAAAGCGCACUUGAAUAGAGGCAUCGACCAACCUUUGACUCCCUCCGAUCGAGGUCGCACUCCAUCGUUGCUUGCGGCAACGUUGCCAGGCGCCGGAAAAACGAGGCUCUGUCAAGAGUUUGUGCGUCACAUCGCUCCUGCCGUAUUCAGGAGCCGACAGGUCAACUUUGUUUGCUUGUUUGUCACCUUCAACAGCUUAACCAGUUUCGCCGGUUCAAACGACUGGACCAUCACGCUUCGCGCCCACCCAGAGCACGCUCUUGCGACUCGCCUGUUGCAAGCGUACUUUGAAAUCCCCCUCGAUUUUUUUCGGAACAACUUUGAACAAACUGGCAGCUUCGAGGUCGCUGCUACGCUCCGGUUCAUCCAGGAGUUCGAUUUCAAGCGUCGGUACAGUCGUGAACCCACAGUGAAAGACAAAUUGCCGUACCUCGCGAUUGCAGUUGACGAAAUCAGCAAACUGCUUUUUGUGACCAAUAAGCAAAAGCCAGACCCACAAGCGGCAACAACCUCCAGCUCGAGCUCGCCGGAAGACGCGAGACAAGCAAAGCUAGCUGUGAUUAAAUCUCAGCGUGAGCUGCUCAAAGCGACCCUAUCGUCACUCAAGAGUGCCACCCUCAUUCCGGCUACCCGGCUCUUUGUUUUGUACGCCGGAACCGUGCCAGAACACCUUCGACCUGGUCUGGUCGAGCCCUUUGACACUGGAAGCACUGACUCGAGCAACUUGGCGGUCUAUCCAAUUCCAAUGGAGCCGUUCGAUGGCCCCCACACCGCCGAGUUUGUAGACGUGGUUGCCGGAGUUACACAAACACAGUUGGAUUGGCGCCUUGAUGAAAACUUAGUGGGCAGACUUCGCAUUGUCGGAGGCCUGCCACGCCAUAUUGAAGACGUGAUGGACGUGAAUACGCCUGAUGCCAUUGCUCGACCACAACUGAGCUCUGUUUCUUUGAUCAAGCUCGUGCGCUUUUGUGCGUUCAAUGCACAAAUAACAGGAAAAACACUCUUGGAGGACGUGGCUGCUUGGGUCAGUCGCGGUGCAGCUGUUGUAGCUGCAACACCUUCAGCUCAGUCCAAGAUCGCAGCCCGGUCCCUGCAGUUCAACUUGUACAAACCACUCGAUUUGCUACCGGCUGAUCAGGUCCUCGAGCCUGUCACGCACAGCGUCGAAUUGAUCGACCAGCUUGCACGCCUACUGAAGCGUUGUCUAAACUCGAUCACAACAGACAUGCAAGGCUCUGCGUCCAAGCCCGAUCGGUGGGAGCGACUUGUCGUCCACCUAUUCAACUUGCGAGUGACAGCGUAUCUUGCCCAACGCGUGCUGUCGGCAUCUAAACCUCCUUCGGGUCCCAUUCUUGUCCCUCUCAUCAAGUUACUGCCUGGGGUCAAGUUCAGUGAUGACUGCAAAAACCUGUCACUCAUGCUGGAUCCCAACACCUGGGACACGAAUGUGUUCAUGCAACUUGCCCCAGAGAACGAGCCAGGAAUCGAUGCUUACAUGCACGCCGACCUUGCUGGUCAUGCGACGAAGAAACGUGUCGUCAUUGGUCUGCAGAUGAAGCUGCACAUGCACCUCCAGUCGACAGGCCCCGCUGAGCUUAGCAACUAUGAACAAUGGGCCCGCCAGCGACUCGAUCAGUCCUACGUGUCGAAAAACAAACGAAAGAGAGACAAAACGCUUGUUCUUGUGGGGGUCAUGUCAACUGCUCGUUUUACAACUGCUCAACCCGCUGAGAAGUCGUGGGUGCUGGAGCGUAACGCGCUGGACCAAUUCGCGCAAGGAUUUCUGACUGUUGUGCGAAGCGCCUACUCGUUCGACCCGCAUCACAGCCCUGCAACGCACAUUGCGAGUUUCCUCUAUUCGUGGAACACGCAGUCACAAGCUGUGUGCAACGCGUUGGCACACCUUCUCGUGCAAACUCGGCACCGACUUCACCGGCUAGACGGCCGGCAGCAGUUUAGAACAGCGGAGGACCUGCGCCAGUUCUUGCUGCGCCAGAUUGGUGCUUCCAAAGAGGUCUCGUUCGCGGUGACGACGGGGAGCGGCGAAACAAAGCAAGUGACCCACACUCUCAAGUCGAAGCAUGUCCCGCCCGCCGAGCACCUUGGCUGGUACUUUGCAUUGCCUGAUUCCGCAACGUCGUCUUCCAGCGCCAGCGUGUCCAGUUAG